AUGGCGGACGCCGGCUUGCCUCGCGUGCUUCCCAGCGACCUCUAUCCCCUCAUUCUCGGGUUCCUGCGGGAUAACCAGCUGUCAGAAGUGGCCAACAAGUUCGCCAAGGCCACAGGCGCUACCCAUCAAGAUGCCAACGCCUCUUCCCUCUUGGACAUCUAUAGUUUUUGGCUCAAGUCCACCAAGGCCCCAAAAAGGAAGUUACAGGCAAAUGGGCCAGUAAUUAAGAAGGCUAAGACGAAGUCUUCAUCUAGUGACAGCAGUGAAGAGAGCAGUGAAGAGGAAGAAUCCCAAGUGCCUCCAGCCAAGAAAGCUGCAGUAGCUGCUAAGCGGGCAGAUCUGCCUCAGCGUCCUGGAAAGGCUGCAGCUAAAGCAUCAGAGAGCAGCAGCAGUGACGACUCCAGUGAUUCAGAGGAAGAGGAUGACAAAAAGAAAAAACCUGUCCAGAAAGGAGUUAAGCCCCAAGCUAAAGCAGUCAAAAUUCCCCCGAAGAAAGCUGAGAGCUCUGAUUCUGAUUCUGAGUCUGAUUCGAGCUCAGAGGAUGAGGCACCGAAGAAUCAGAAGCCAAAGGCAACCCCGGUAGCAGCUAAAGCCCAAGCUAAAGCCCCCACCAAACAAGGAACACGAACUCAGGCAGCACCUAAAGUUGCUAAUGGGAAAGCAGCUAGCAGCAGCAGCAGCAGCAGCAGUAGCAGUGAUGACUCAGAGGAUGAGAAGCCAGCAACUAUCUCUAAGAAGACUUUACCCAAAACCCAAAUCGUGACCAAGCCUCCCGUGAAAGCUGCUGCCACCCCCACCCCAAAGAGUUCAAGUAGUGAGGACUCCUCCAGUGAGGAGGAAGAAGAGCAGAAGAAACCUGUAAAGAAAAAACCAGGUCCUUACAGUUCCGUCCCCCCACCUUCUGUUCCCCUCCCAAAGAAGUCCUCUGCCACUCAGCCUCCUAAGAAACCCACAAAGAAGAAAGAGCCUGAGGAAAGCAGUGAGGACAGCAGUGAUGAGUCUGAUUCAAGCUCUGAGGAUGAGAAGAAACUCCCACCUAAAGCAGCCGUCUGUAAAGUGACUCCUAAAUCGGCUCCAGCCAAGAAGACAGCAGAGAGUUCUAAGCUGCAAACCCCUAAGGCCAAUGGCACCCCUGCACUGACUGCCCAGAAUGGAAAAGUAGGUGGAGAGGAAGAGGAUGCAGUGGUGGUUUCCAAGCCAGGAAAGAAACGGAAGCAAAAUGAGGCUGCAAAGGAGACAAGCACUCCUCAAGUGAAAAAGCAGAAGCUCGAGACCCCCAACACAUUUCCAAAAAGGAAGAAAACUGAGAAAAGGGCAUCAUCCCCAUUUCGAAGAGUCAGAGAAGAGGAGAUUGAGGUAGAUGCACGAGUGGCAGAUAACUCCUUUGAUGCCAAGCGAGGUGCAGCUGGAGACUGGGGGGAACGAGCCAAUCAGGAUCUGAAGUUCACCAAAGGUAAAUCCUUCCGGCAUGAGAAAACUAAGAAGAAGCGAGGCAGCUACAAGGGAGGUGCCAUCUCUGUACAGGUCAAUUCCAUUAAGUUUGACAGUGAGUGA
Molecule: messenger RNA, 1554 nt
Organism: Elephantulus edwardii (Cape elephant shrew)
Lineage: Eukaryota; Metazoa; Chordata; Mammalia; Macroscelidea; Macroscelididae
Gene: NOLC1
Product: nucleolar and coiled-body phosphoprotein 1
Exons: 13
Coding region: 1-1554 (517 amino acids)
Cellular component (GO): nucleolus; nucleoplasm
Molecular function (GO): protein binding
Source: RefSeq, a predicted model, not a curated record